Galeopterus variegatus (Sunda flying lemur) is the source of this 4011-nucleotide messenger RNA. It is a transcript of the gene SARM1, whose product is annotated as sterile alpha and TIR motif containing 1. Gene Ontology annotation, cellular component: dendrite. The transcript has 9 exons. Lineage: Eukaryota; Metazoa; Chordata; Mammalia; Dermoptera; Cynocephalidae. Gene Ontology annotation, biological process: signal transduction; negative regulation of MyD88-independent toll-like receptor signaling pathway; response to axon injury. The record is from RefSeq and is a predicted model, not a curated record. Bases 66 to 2240 code for a protein of 724 amino acids. Gene Ontology annotation, molecular function: signaling adaptor activity; NAD+ nucleosidase activity; protein binding.
CCAAAGUCGGGGUCGCCCCGCCCCUCCAGGCCCCGCCCCUCCAGGCCGGGGAUGUCCCCGCGCUCAUGGUCCUGACACUGCUGCUCUCCGCCUACAAGCUGUGCCGCUUCCUCGCCAUGUCCGGCCCACAGCCGGGCGCCGAGCGGCUGACGGUGCCGGGGACUGAUGGAGGCAGCGGCGCGGGCCCGUGGUGGGCUGCGGGCGGCCGCGGGCCCCGUGAGGUGUCGCCUGGGGCGGGCACCGAGGUGCAGGGCGCCCUGGAGCGCGCGCUGCCCGAGCUGCAGCAGGCGCUGUCGGCGCUGAAGCAGGCAGGCGGCGCGCGGGCCGUGGGAGCCGGCCUGGCCGAGGGCUUUCAGCUGGUGGAGGAGGCCUGGUUGCUGCCGGCCGUGGGACGCGAGGUGGCCCAGGGUCUGUGCGACGCCAUCCGCCUGGACGGUGGCCUCGACCUGCUGUUGCGGCUGCUGCAGGCGCCAGAGCUAGAGACGCGCGUGCAGGCCGCGCGCCUGCUGGAGCAGAUCCUGGUAGCUGAGAACCGGGACCGCGUGGCGCGCAUCGGACUGGGUGUGAUCCUGAACCUGGCGAAGGAGCGCGAGCCGGUGGAGCUGGCGCGGAGCGUGGCCGGCAUCUUGGAGCACAUGUUCAAGCACUCGGAGGAGACGUGCCAGCGGCUGGUGGCUUCCGGCGGCCUGGACGCCGUGCUGUACUGGUGCCGCCGCACAGACCCGGCGCUGCUGCGCCACUGCGCCCUGGCGCUGGCCAACUGCGCGCUGCACGGGGGCCAGGCUGUGCAGCGGCGCAUGGUGGAGAAGCGCGCCGCCGAGUGGCUCUUCCCGCUUGCCUUUUCCAAGGAGGACGAGCUGCUGCGGCUGCACGCCUGCCUCGCCGUGGCCGUGUUGGCGACCAACAAGGAGGUGGAACGCGAGGUGGAGCGCUCGGGCACGCUGGCGCUCGUGGAGCCGCUCGUGGCCUCGCUGGACCCCGGCCGCUUCGCCCGCUGCCUGGUGGACGCCAGCGACACCAGCCAGGGCCGCGGGCCCGACGACCUGCAGCGCCUCGUGCCGUUGCUUGACUCGUCGCGCUUGGAGGCGCAGUGCAUCGGGGCUUUCUACCUCUGCGCCGAGGCUGCCAUCAAGAGCCUGCAGGGCAAGACCAAGGUGUUCAGCGACAUUGGUGCCAUCCAGAGCCUGAAACGCCUGGUUUCCUACUCCACUAAUGGCACCAAGUCGGCACUGGCCAAGCGCGCGCUGCGCCUGCUGGGCGAGGAGGUGCCGCGGCCCAUCCUGCCCUGCGUGGCCAGCUGGAAGGAGGCCGAGGUCCAGACCUGGCUGCAGCAGAUCGGCUUCUCCCAGUACUGCGAGAGCUUCCGGGAGCAGCAGGUCGAUGGCGACCUGCUUCUGCGGCUCACAGAGGAGGAACUCCAGACCGACCUGGGCAUGAAAUCGGGCAUCACCCGCAAGAGGUUCUUUAGGGAGCUCACCGAGCUCAAGACCUUCGCCAACUAUGCUACCUGCGACCGCAGCAACCUGGCCGACUGGCUGGGCAGCCUGGACCCGCGCUUCCGCCAGUACACCUAUGGCUUGGUCAGCUGUGGCCUGGACCGUUCCCUGCUGCACCGAGUGUCCGAGCAGCAGCUCCUGGAGGACUGUGGCAUCCGCCUGGGCGUGCACCGCGCCCGCAUCCUCACAGCUGCCAGAGAAAUGCUGCACUCCCCACUGCCCUGCACUGGCUUUAAGCCCAGUGGAGAUACCCCAGAUGUCUUUAUCAGCUACCGCCGGAAUUCAGGCUCCCAGCUGGCCAGCCUCCUGAAGGUGCACCUGCAGCUGCAUGGCUUCAGUGUCUUCAUUGAUGUGGAGAAGCUGGAAGCAGGCAAAUUUGAAGACAAGCUCAUCCAGAGUGUCAUGGGUGCCCGCAACUUUGUGCUGGUGCUGUCAGCCGGGGCAUUGGACAAAUGCAUGCAAGACCAUGACUGCAAGGACUGGGUGCACAAGGAGAUUGUGACUGCUUUAAACUGUGGCAAGAACAUUGUGCCGGUCAUUGAUGGCUUUGAAUGGCCUGAGCCCCACGCCCUACCUGAGGACAUGCAGGCUGUGCUUACUUUCAACGGCAUCAAGUGGUCCCAUGAGUACCAGGAGGCCACCAUUGAGAAGAUCAUCCGCUUCCUGCAGGGCCGCUCCUCCCGGGACUCAUCUGCAGGCUCUGACACCAGUUUGGAGGGUGCUGCACCCAUGGGCCCGACCUAACUGGUUCCCAGUUCCCAAGCCCUGCUGUGCCUCCCAUUUCUAUGUCCUCCCUGAAGGAACAGCUCCUCAAACCAGCCUCCCUGGGCCGAGACAUCCUGGGCUACUCUCAGGAAAUGGCCCUCCCUGUCCCCCACCCUCACAGCCCGUCUCAAACCCACCUUCCUCAGUACCUGGCCCUGCCUUCAGGUGCUCUGUCUUGGACAUGGGGAAGGUCCCUCUCAGUCCUGGAGACGCUGGCGAUGGUGGGGGCUGCUGCACACUCUCCCUUCUACUGCCCUGACAGCAGCCAGCUUGAGGAGGGUGAAGGCAGGCAGCCUCUAGCAGGAAUUAGGGCAAUUCCAGCCAGGGAUGAGAGGCCAGCAAUGGCUCUCCACCCAGACUGUGCCUGGCCCCUGGGCUCACCACUCCCUGCCGCACUGUGGCCUUGACCUGUAACCACUCAGUGUCCUUAGCUGCCUGACUAGGUCCCAGGUCCCUUCCCAGCCUUCCUUCGGGGAGGCCUCCUUUGCCACAUCCGGGUUGGGCCGAGCCAGCCCUCACUCUGGCCAGUCUACAGCUGCGGCCAGCUUUGCUGCACUAGCUGGUGCACAAAAGCCUCCUACUUGGGCCAGGGUCUGGGCAAGGGGAGGCCAUGUCUCCAAGCCCACCCAACCCCAUGACCUGGUGCUGUGCCUCAGGCUCCUGCCUGGCCUGGCCCUGCUGUCUUCCCCAGCCCCUCACCCACCCAAGGCUGCCCACCCAUUUGCUCAGUGGGUGAGGAGGACCAGGCAGCCCCCUGGCAGCAACAGCAGCCUGGGCAGAACCUGCAGCUCUGUGGGAAGAGGCAAGAUCCUGAGGAAGGGCAAGGGUUUCUACCUAGGGCAGUUUCUCCAACUUUAAUGUGCCCAUAAAUCUCCUGGGAAUCUUGUUAAAAUUCAAUCCAGGAGAUCUGGGGUGGGGCCUGAGAUUCUGCAUUUCCCACAAGUUCCCAGGUAAGCUGAUGUUGGUGUUCCAGGGAGGACACUUUGAGCAGCAAGUCUCUAACACACGAAUCCCUGACAAAUCUUUUCCAUUUCCCAAACACUCCACUCCGUGGUCUCUGUAAUCAUUGGUGCAACCCAAUCUGGCAUUGUCUGCUUUUUACAGAUAAGGAAAUUGAGUCUCAGAAAAGUUGAGUGAUGAGUCCAGCUUCCCAAGUCAUUAGUGGCAGCCUCAGGAUCCAGACCCAGACCUCCUGGCACCAAGGCAGGUGGUGGAAUUGCUCUGAGAAUCACCCUGCAGGCUGUGCCCGAGGCAGGGCUGUUGCUUCUCCUUUGUCCCAAAGGAUCUAGCAGUGUGGGAUGAGUUCUAGCAACAAAAGGCUGACCCAGGGGCCAUACAGAAAUAACUGAGCAUGAAUGUCCCUCUGCCCCACCCUCUAAUAGACCCAGGCUCCAGCUAGUGCAGUCAGCCGGAAGGUGCCCUGCCUCUUCCCACCUCAAGUCUGGCUGAACUCCCAGACCCCUUCCCCACGGUGCUGGCCAGGUUACUCCUAGCUCUCGGGCCACAUCAUCAGAUAGUCAAAGGUCUCUAGGCUUGGGACUCCUUCCCUCCCCUUCACUCCCUGCCGGAGAUACUGUCUUCAGCCAGUCCUGGCCAACUUUUGGCUUUGACUGCACCUGAUCCUCUUUCCUUGAUGCAGCACGAGUGCUCCCCAGUGCCAGUCCCAGGGCUAGGUCCUGGCACGAUGAACAAGGCAGACCAGAUGCUGCCCUAGAGCAGUCAAUAACAAUACAGUGUAUGCGUACCUCCA